GGGAAAUCCCACAGUUUUUGCAAAACACAUGUGAUUAUCUGUAAGCAGGUAUGGCCUACUACGGCUUUGGAUAUGUUGUUAAAUCCUGUCCAAAAAACCUUUUGGAACACAAAGCAGCAGCCUUCAAGUUAAAAUUUGGUGCCGACAAAUACGCCAGAAGUCAGUAUCUAUGCAUUCCCAAUUUUAAGAAGACAGCUCUAGUGGAAUAUUGCCUGACUGGUACAGUGGCACCUUAUAAUCAAGGUAACUGCCUGGUGGUUACCAAUGAUGGGGCUGUAGAUAUCGUCAACUGUAGCAGUUUCACCGAGGGUUGUCCUAACAGGUUAUUCAGAAGUUCAGAUGUUUAUCAGUUUCCAGCAUGUCUCGAAAUAAACACAGAAGAGAGGUGUUUCUAUGCAGAUCCGACAUGUCCCAAUACUAGUUUUAACGACUUUUCUACAAGUGGUUAUUCUAAUAUAACAACAGAAAUUUCUCACGAAAAUGACCAAACUCCUGCUAGCGCAAUAGCAAUCAUUUAUAUCGUAUUACUGGCUGCAAUAUUGGCUAUCAUGUCCAUUGGAUAUUUAAAGAUGACUAAAAGGAGGAAGUCAGAACUUACCUUUGGACCGGGAAGUUACUCAUGUUGGAAAACUUCGGCAUCAGAUGACGUCUCCACAUUAUCUGAUGAUGAGGUGGCCGUGUUGUAUUGCUUCCUUUGUUCUGAUUUCGGUCCACCUGAUUUCACAGACAAAGAAUGGCUGGACAUACUGAAUGAGAUACUGCGGAUAGUAAGCGAUAAAAAAGACCCCGUGACAAGCGAGGAGGCACAUAUUGUUCUGAACGGACUAGAGUCACGUGAUUUUGUUUGGGAAGAUCAGAACAAGAUAACAGAGGACGUAAAGGAUGAGAUAAUGUUCAAGUUAGCUUUAAUAGACCCUUCUUUACCUUUCUACUGA
This is a messenger RNA of Saccostrea cuccullata (small rock oyster), 935 nucleotides long. RefSeq lists its product as uncharacterized. Lineage: Eukaryota; Metazoa; Mollusca; Bivalvia; Ostreida; Ostreidae. Bases 51 to 935 code for a protein of 294 amino acids. The transcript has 6 exons. The record is from RefSeq and is a predicted model, not a curated record.